Mercurialis annua (annual mercury) is the source of this 1048-nucleotide messenger RNA. Its product is annotated as F-box/FBD/LRR-repeat protein At1g13570-like. The record is from RefSeq and is a predicted model, not a curated record. The coding region runs from base 107 to 724 and encodes 205 amino acids. The transcript has 4 exons. NCBI's taxonomy places the organism in Eukaryota, Viridiplantae, Streptophyta, Magnoliopsida, Malpighiales, Euphorbiaceae. Gene Ontology annotation, molecular function: protein binding.
CUCUUUUUAAAUAUUUUUAUUUCUUUUCCAUCAAAUACUGUGACGGCAGCAACAGCAAGAAGAAGAAAGAAAGUGAAGAAGUAAAGGAAGGAAAACCACUGAAACCAUGGAUAAUCCGCCGGCCAAAAAGAUUGGGAACAGCUCAAGAUCCGAUAUAAUCAGUAACUUGCCGAGUAAUAUCAUAAAUAACAUUCUAAGUUGUCUGCCGAUUCAAGAAGCAGUGGCGACUAGUAUUUUGUCAAAAGAAUGGAGGUUCAAGUGGAGAUGUCUUUCCAAAUUGUACCUGCUUCAUGAAACAACGCGAACGAAUAUUUCUCUUGGCUAUCAUAAAGUUCUCGAACUGCCUGAUAUAUGUUUUCGGUGUGCGAGUGAUAUCUCUACUACUUUUAGCAUGAUCAUGAGCUCUCCUAACUUGGAGAUGCUCGAGAUUGGGUCUAUUGCUCAUUGUGAAAUUCAUCCUCUUGCUACGGAAUUUUUAGAAGUAAAAGACCCCUUAGCUAAUGAACUGAAAAAACUUCGAGUGGUGAAGGUGAAGCUUGGAUACACAACAGCAAUAAGACCUGAACUAGAAUUCAUUGAAAUUCUAUUGGCUCGAUCAGUAGAAUUAGAAAAGAUGUUUAUACAGCCUGCCGAAGGAACAGUUUGUGUGGAAUUAUUGGAGUUUGUGAAAAAGAUAAUUCAAUUUCAACGUUUAUCAGAGAAAGCAAAAAUUGAAUUAUUAUGAUUCAGAUUUCGAUGUACAAGAAUGAUGAUUCAGGAUGAUGGUAAUGCAGGUUAUGAUGUUGAUUAUUAUGAUUGCUAAUCAAAUUUACUCAAAAUAGCACUUUUUGGGAAUGUUGAAGCAUUCAAGAUAUCAAAGAUGGAAGUUGUGGCAUCUUUAAAGCUUGUAAUCUGUAUUGAAAUAAUCAAAUAGCGUUACCGAAAAUAUGUUAGCUAGAGAUUAUCGGAGUAGUUUAGGACUUAGGAGUCAUUUUUUUAAGUCUGCAAAACGUUUCUUCUACUGAUUUUGCUAUGGAUGCUUGGCUUGGCUCCUCGUAUAGUUCUAGAA